CUCUGCCACCCAACUCACCUGCUCUGCUCUCCGCUCACUGCCUCUCCAGCAAUGAGUGGCUGAAAGCACAGUCUUCCCCUCCCCUGCUCCCGCUCUAUUUCUCUCCCAUUCUCCUCCCCUCCCCUGCACAGUUUUUCUUCACUGGAUUUGUUUAGCUGCUUUCAAACUUUCCCAUGUCAGCCCUGCCUGCAUUGCCCCAGGACUCAUCUGUUCUCUCUGCUCACUUCCAAAGCCAGAUCAAUGAAGCAGAGCAUUUGCAGGUUUUCCUUGGAGUGGGGCUGGCUCUUCUAUGCUUCAGUCUUCUUCUGAGCUGUGUUGUUUGCUGGCGUCGAAGCAGGCGGUGCAAGCACAACAGAAGCAAAAACCAAGUGCUGGAGCAGACGUUGGUGGACCUGAGGCCUGCUCUGCCUUCCAAGACCACUGCUGUGGCCAUCCAGCAGCAAUACACAAGGACAGUAGGAGAGGCAGCCAAUGACUCACCGGGUUCCCCUGGUUGUGGCAGCCCACCAAACCGCACAGUCCUCAGCAGGGCCUCUUUAUCCAGCUACCCUUUCUCCCAGACGCUCAAACUGCCCUCUAUGCUGCUGGAGGGCUGGGAGCACCGGCGCAACAUUUCCAGCAACAGCAUUUUCUACAAUGAGCGCAGGCCACUGACAAGCCCCAUACAAGGAGCCAGCCUCAACCAGUCAUACACCGUGCCAGAGUACCUGUCCAGCACCAGUUCCAAACCGCAGCCCCAGCUCCAUUUCACUUUGUUGUAUUCGCAGUCUGAGGCAACCCUUACCGUGACGGUGAUUGGUGUCUCCCAUCUCCCUAAGGUGUCCCGAAGCAGCCGCAGCUCCUACGUCAAGGUGUACCUGCUUCCCAGAUUCAUUGAGCCUCAGCGCACGGCUGUGCGCAGAAAGAGCCUUAACCCAGAAUUUCAAGAGCAGUUCCAGUUUGGCCGCUACAGCUUGGAGGAGCUGAGGCGCUUCACACUGGGCUUUGCAGUCUACAUGAAGGCUCGCAGCCUCAAGGAUUUGUUCAUCGGGGAAGUGAUGUUCCCAUGUGCCCAAGUCACCUGGAAUCCCAAGGUGUCCUCCAGCUACUCUUGGGAGCUCUCAACCACCAAAACCAAACUCAGAAAGUGUCUCAGUUCCCAAGACGUGAGCUCCAGCAUUUCGUCCUCCCAACCCAGAUCCCUGGGGCAGCUCUUCCUCCUCCUCCAGUACCAGGCUCUAGCCAACCGUAUCAAGGUGCUGAUCCGCAAGGCAGAGAAUCUGAGUCGGCUCACACGCAUGCCAGGCACACCAGACCACUACAUUGUAAUUCACCUUUACCACGAUGGCAAAAUCAUUGACACAAAGGAAACCAAGGGUAUCGCAGGCUACAACCCUGUCUGGAACAUGCCCUUCCUCUUCAGCAUCCCAUCAGGAGACAUCCAGCAGCAGCAGCUGUCCCUAGAGUUCAUCGUGAUGCAGGCUCAUAUCUAUACACGCAGCUGCACCCUGGGCCGAGUGCUGAUUGGUCCCAAUGCCCCAGAAACGGGGCUGAUCCACUGGAAGGAGAUGUGUAGCCGAGGGCAAGUGGAAUCAGCACGGUGGCAUUUAAUACAACCGGAUGCUUCUAGACUUAGUCCUUGACUCCCCCAAAGCCAUUCAGCUGUAUUCUUAGUGGAGCUCCUCCAUCUGCUGGAGCAGAAGGGCAGGUUUGUCAGAUCUAUUUGCUAGCACAGUUGAUCCCUGUUGGCCGUGCUGCCGAGUUAAAGAACUGUGGUCCCAGAGAACGCGUGACCACAGCUGAAGACUCGUCUCUAUCUUCAGGGACUAAGGGAUAUUAUACCGGGCUUAAGUAUAAUAGGCUCCACUCUGGGCUACACUGGAAUACUACAAACCAAUAGCUUUGGCUGGAAAAGGAAGGAGCCAGGGACUCAAAGCAAGACUUUCUUUGUUAAAUGUCUUCGGUAGGAUAGAUCUUGUGUCUGAACAUAAUGGGAGAAAACCCCACCCUUAAGUCCUGGCUGUUCCCACAGGAAGGUGAGAAGGUAACAGCAAAGAAAGGAGGGCAAGAGUUAGAAAUGAGGGAGGGAUGUCUGAGGGAGGGAGAGGAAGAUGGCUUGGAAUGGGCCGAGGCCUCCUUUCUCAGAAGGAUUCUGGGCUUGGCAUCCAAAGGUAACUUGUGAUCAAAGUUAAAAGGCCACUUCGGGUGCACUGUGCCAGACCCAGCCUUGGUAUAAGCCAAUGCAAAUGCAUGGCCUUCACUGGAGUUAUGACCCCUGACUCCAUGGAUGAUGCUUUAGUGAAGGCAGUGGGGUUUUGACCACUACCAGCUAUAUUUGGCCCAUGUUGUAGUCACAUGGAUUCUGCUAGGAGCAGUAUGGAAGACCAUCAUGCUACAGCCACAGUGACCUCCAGAUCAUUCCUUUCCACUCAUUGGGAUCAGUCAGAUGACAUGUGGAUGAAAUGUCAGCCUUUAUUUCACAGACCUCAGCAGCAAGUACCAGGUUUAUCACACACUAUUGUCAACUGUCAUAAUUUUUGGCGUUGUUCUUAAAGGCUACGUUUCAGGAUUGUGAACAACUUAGCUCUUUCUUAUAUAUAUAUUUAACAACACUGAUCAUAUAGAGCAGUGGACUGUGGAGUCGCUUUGAAUGGAGAACCCCUCAUCUUUGGAAGAGAAGUGGCCGCAGGGUCUGGAAGGCCCUAAGACACCCAGUCCUACCUUCAUAACUAAGCUGCACUCCCACCUCCUUGCUUCAUAAUAGGUAUUGAACUGCUGUAUGUCUCACUGACGUAUUUCUUACUGUUCAGCCUCACCCCGUCCUGGGAUGGUGCUGUCUCUCCUGGCCCAGGCUGUUCCAUGCUUCCCUUGCACAUAUAGCUCUGGAAUUCAGAGCUAGGCUGGGCUCAGAUGGGCUAGGUGGGAAAACGGGAAUUUUACAUGCGGCAGAGAGGAAGCCUCACAACUGAAAAGCAGUAGGCUCAGAGCCUGAGAUUCCCCUGUCUUGCUUUAAGCAGCAAAUGCAUAUUUAAUGUAACUGGAGUAACAAAUACACAGAUUAAAAAACUGUAUAGAUGCACUAUGUUCUAGACUGACCUUCUGUAUGAUAUGAGAACAAGGAUGAAAUGAUCAGCUGGGGACAUUGUAAUCACAGCUUGUUGGGCUCUUGCUGACAAUUACAGUUGUAUUUUUAUGCCAGGUGCAGUUCAGUAAGUUGGCUGUGGCCAACCUCUCCUCCUACCUUUUCCUCGCACGUGUCCUGUGGUUAAAAAAAACCUGACCCCAGAAUGAUCAGCUACUUAUACAGACAUGUUCAAAUCAGCGAAAAGUAUCUAACAAUACCUAAGGUUAUUGGCCUGGCAGGCUGUUUGAGAACACACAAGCUUUCCAUAGGAGCUGGGUAGACUCCAAGAUGGCUGAUAGAAAGUGACAUAAUUUGGGAAAGCUUAAAACCUUUCCUGUAUAGUGCCGGGUCUGGACCUGAAACACAGUCACUGCCUGCUGGUGUAAAACUGCAUUUCCCUUCCACAUCUAUCCCCUUUAAAAAUAAACAAACACAAGAAAUCUGGCCUCAAAGUGCAUUGCUGCAUACACACUGCCUUUUUUCAUGGCAUCCAGCUGUACCAAAGACAAAACACAACUAAAAGGGCUUCCUAGAGUUUUAAAUUUAAGCCUCAAAUCUGAUUAAGAUAAUGUGCAAUUACCAUAUUUUCUCAUAUACCACACAUCUUUUUAUUCCACAAAGUAUGCAUUAUAUGGGAGAAAUAUGGUAAAGAGUAUUUUCUGCGACUUACCAAGUGAAAUCAAGAGUAAAAUUGGCAGAAAUCCACAGGGAGCAGAACAAUGGGUAGGCUCUGCUCCCCAGCUGCUGCCACUCCACUACCUAUUACAAAGAAGGAUCUUUUUUUUUCAUUCUGCCUUUCAAAAAAAGAAAAAAGUGCAUUUUAUAUUUCAGGGCAUGUUGUACGUAAUAAAAUACAGUAACAUAAA
Messenger RNA from Gavialis gangeticus (Gharial), 3969 nucleotides. Its product is annotated as synaptotagmin-4-like. Gene Ontology annotation, cellular component: synapse; axon. The record is from RefSeq and is a predicted model, not a curated record. The transcript is spliced from 5 exons. Lineage: Eukaryota; Metazoa; Chordata; Crocodylia; Gavialidae. Gene Ontology annotation, molecular function: calcium ion binding; phosphatidylserine binding; clathrin binding. Bases 174 to 1622 code for a protein of 482 amino acids. Gene Ontology annotation, biological process: calcium-ion regulated exocytosis; regulation of calcium ion-dependent exocytosis; regulation of dopamine secretion.